CAAGAGGCCUCCUUCGGCCUUUUUCUUGUUCUGUUCGGAGUAUUGCCCAAAAAUCAAAGGAGAACAUCCUGGCCAAUCCAUUGGUGAUGUUGCAGAGAAGCUGAGAGAGAUGUGGAAUAACACUGCUGCAGAUGACAAGCAGCCUUAUGAAAAGAAGGCUGCAAAGCUGAAGGAAAAAUACGAAAAGGAUAUUGCUGCAGACCAAGCUAAAGGAAAGCCUGAUGCCGCGAAAAAGGGAGUCACCAAGGCUGAAAAAAGCAAGAAAAAGAAGGAAGAGGAGGAAGAUGAGGAAGGUGAAGAGGAUGAAGAGGAGGAGGAAGAUGAAGAAGAAGAUGAUGAUGAAUAAGUUGGUUCUAGCGCAGUUUUUUUUUCUUGUCUAUAAAGCAUUUAACCCCCCUGUACACAACUCACUCCUUUUAAAGAAAAAAAUUGAAAUGUAAGGCUGUGUAAGAUUUGUUUUUAAACUGUACAGUGUCUUUUUUUGUAUAGUUAACACACUACUGAAUGUGUCUUUAGAUACCCCUGUCCUGGUGGUAUUUUCAGUAGCCACUAACCUUGCCUGGUACAGUAUGGGGGUUGUAAAUUGGCAUGGAAAUUUAAAGCAGGUUCUUGUUGGUGCACAGCACAAAUUAGUUAUAUAUGGAGAUGGUAGUUUUUUCAUCUUCAGUUGUCUCUGAUGCAGCUUAUACGAAAUAAUUGUUGUUCUGUUAACUGAAUACCACUCUGUAAUUGCAAAAAAAAAAAAAGUUGCAGCUGUUUUGUUGACAUUCUGAAUGCUUCUAAGUAAAUACAAUUUUUUUAUU
Otolemur garnettii (small-eared galago) is the source of this 803-nucleotide messenger RNA. Its product is annotated as high mobility group protein B1-like. The transcript has a single exon. NCBI's taxonomy places the organism in Eukaryota, Metazoa, Chordata, Mammalia, Primates, Galagidae. The record is from RefSeq and is a predicted model, not a curated record. The coding region runs from base 110 to 346 and encodes 78 amino acids.